CUCCCUCUCAGAAGCUGCACAUGGUUUGUAUUUGAGGUGGAUCUGGAUGAGAAAGGGAGGAGCUCCACAAAAACACACAUUCAGAGCUCGGAGAAGCCUUUCCCAGCAUUCCUGACUGAGAAAUGACAGACCCCCAGUUAUAUCUGAAAUAAUCUAGAGAUCAAAUCUAAAUUGGAUGAUUUGCACCCACUUUGCAUAUAUUUUUUAACUUGCAGAAGCAGCAAGGUGAAGGGAUUUCUUCUCUUUAUUUUGGAAAUUUGAUGCAAGCCAGAAGACAAAUGAGCAUCAUUGAUUUGUUGGGAAGAAGGUCAACAUCAGCCUUAUCUCACUGAUCAGCGAACACCAAGCCCUCGCGGGAACCUGGAGCCAGCAAACAUGAAAGACAACUAUGGGGGAUAUGAGAACCAGCUCUUCAAAGAUGAGGACUUCACUGGAGAGGAGGAAGAAAUGCCAACAUUUAGAGGUCGUACGAGAGGUGGCUGCAUGAGAUGCCAGCAGAGUCAUUCCCUCCAGCUGGCGGUCAAAGUUCUCUACGGAUUUGUUGCUUUUCUCAUCAUUACUGUUGUAGUGUUGGCUUCACUCGUGUUCAAAAAGAUGGACGGUUUGUCCGAAGAUGAAUUGUCACACAACAAGAAGAUCACCAAGGUUCAACAAGAAAUAGAAGAUCUGAGGUUAGUGUCUAACAGUUCAGGCUGCCUGGAUGUGUCGUCCUACAGUGAAGAGAUCAGCCGGCUAAAGAAAGAAUUUGAAGAAAUUCAGAAGAUGAUAUUGGGACAAGAACAAGUCGUUGACCACGCCUUCCAAACACAGGCCACCAUUAAAGCCACUAGCAACCGUUUAACACGGGAAGUCCAAACCCACCUCAUGUCGAUCAAACUUCUCAACCAGUCGCUGGAACGAUUCCUGGAUCAGGUGGAUGGUUGGAAGGAGGUGAUCGAGGAAUCUGAGGAGAAGAUGAAAACGCUGGUGGAGGAUCAGUUUGACAUCAGCGUAACGACGCGACAAGUUAACACAACGGUAGCUCUCAGCGCCACGUGGAUCGAAGCCCUGCAGAGGAAAGCCGAAGAGGAAACUCUGAUCCUCCAUAAGUUGACCAGUGAUUGGCAGAACUACAGCAGAGUUCUGAACUCUGUCAGAUCCAACGCGGGCAUCAUAUCACUAGGCGUGCAUGUCCUUCUGGGCAACAUCAUGAAAAAUCAACAUGAGAUCUCCAUGACUGCUGAGGUGAUCUACGACCUCACGCACCAGGUGUUGAACCUUCAGAUGCAACUAGACAACAUCACAUCUUUUAUGGAUGAAAACGAGGAGAACAUGCAUGAUCUUCAGUAUCAUUCCAGGUACUACGAGAACCGAACAGGUGAGCGUUUCUCCGCCUUGGACAGUCGUCUGAACUCCAUUGAUAUGGAGAUCGAAACCAUCGCCUCCAGCAUCAACGCCACCGUCAGCCACGUCCAGAGCAUGUACAAGUACAUCAAUGUGGAGAGCUCCUCCUGCCAGAACCGCCUGGACAGACACACAGAAGACCUGCAGAACGUGAACAGCACCGUUGUGUUACUUCUGAACGUGGCCGACAAGCUGAGGCAGCAGAACGCACAGCUGAAUGUCCAACUGGAAAUGGACGUGAGGAACAUGUCCAUGGUGAUGGAGGAGAUGAAGCUUGUGGAUGUUCUCCACAGCCAGCUCAUUAAGAACUUCACUAUUGUUAAAGGUGCUCCUGGACCUCCUGGGCCAAAGGGGAGUCGUGGUGACGUGGGUCCAAAAGGACAUUCUGGACUGAUUGGUAUGAAAGGUGACAGAGGCUUUAUAGGAAGCCAGGGACAAGCUGGGGGGAAGGGUUCUCCUGGCCCCAAAGGAGCACUGGGUGAACCAGGUCCUGAUGGCACCAAAGGACCUCCAGGAAUCAAAGGAAGCAAAGGUGCAAAUGGACUCCCAGGGCCCAAAGGGGAAAGGGGUCAGAAAGGUGACAUGGGUGUCCCUGGUAAGCAAGGCCCAGCUGGGCCUGUAGGGCCUCAAGGCCCCCAGGGACCUGUGGGACUAAUAGGCUUCAUGGGACAUCCAGGACCACAGGGAAAACCAGGUCCAAUUGGCCCACCUGGAUCACCAGGUGCUCCCGGACCUCCUGGCUUACCGUAUAUCAGUGAUCAAACCAACAACCCCCUGCAGCGAACUGUGAUGCCUGCCUCCUGGACAAAGAGACGGUAGAGUUUCUAGUCCAAACAGAUGGGAAAAUCCCAAUCCGACACAAACCGAUAGCAUCUUGGUUUGAAACACAACAGAUUUGGAAAAAAGGCAACAAAUCGAUUUCAAGAAAGGAUUUGAAUCAAUUCAAUUCAAUUCAAAAAUACUUUAUUAAUCCCAGAGGGAAAUUAGAGUUUCAGUACACACAAUUCUGAGAUCAGACAUAUGUAGACACAUGACAAGAAUUGUCAUCGAGGCAUUUCUUGGAUGAAAAGACACAAACACAAUAAAUCCAACCAAGAACGCGUGGCCACAUGAAUGAAAUGUGUUUGCUUUUAUGUUCAAAUACUGUAACACCCCUGUCCAACGAGCGGCACUUUAUUGUUUCGUUAAAAAAGAACAUUAAGUGAGUUUUCAGAGCAGGUUCUCUGGGGACUUUUCCUCUACAGAUUCCACGUUUGAUGGCAGAAAAAAACUUUGUUUCCAUCCACAUACAGGAAGUGAAGACAGCUGACUAGACUGAGUUUUAUCCGAGAUCUGCAUCAUUUGAGAUGUAAGGAAUAGAAAGAAAAAAAAAAAACCAGAAAUGCUGUUAAAUUUUCUUCUUAAUACACCGUAACAGAGAAAUUAUCAAGAUAAUUUUGCUGAUCUUGUGUUACAAUCAUUUAUAUUUCAAAGUUUAAGUUUUACAAAUCCGAAAUUGCAGAAACGUGUAAUGAAAUGCGACUGGCUUGCAUCGAACUUCAAUAAAUGCUGUCUUUAAACAAA
Molecule: messenger RNA, 2946 nt
Organism: Nothobranchius furzeri (turquoise killifish)
Lineage: Eukaryota; Metazoa; Chordata; Actinopteri; Cyprinodontiformes; Nothobranchiidae
Source: RefSeq, a predicted model, not a curated record